UGGUCCUGGCUGGCUGCUGGCAGCUCAGAAGCUGCAGAUGCUUCUCCCUCUGCAGCUUGAGGAGGCAGCUCCUGCUUCUCAGUGAGCCAACACAGAAGAGAGACCUUCCCGUCACCCUACACACUCUAGGACUCUGCUGCUUGUACCCGGGAUCCCCAGAGACCCCUCAGGAGCAGGGACGAUGGCAGACAUAUUUGCUGCUCUGGUCGGAGGAGUUGUGACUGUGGCAGCUGCACCCGUGGUCCUGGGUGCCGUGGGCUUCACCGGGGCAGGCAUCGCCGCCUCCUCCAUCGCUGCCAGCAUGAUGUCCUCAGCCGCCAUUGCCAACGGGGGUGGAGUGGCCGCUGGAGGCCUAGUGGCGACUCUCCAGUCUGUGGGUGCGGCUGGACUGUCCACCUCAUCCAACGUCCUGCUGGGCUCAGCUGGGUCAGCUCUGGCAUCCUGGCUGUGGGGCUAAGAAGUAUCACUCCCUCCACGUCCAUCGAGGCCCCGUACAAGAUCAGAGAAGGGGUCCCCUGUGAGGUGACUCUUUUGGGCCUCAGGACGGCACUGCCCCAAAGACAACUCCAGCACCAUCAGAUUGUUCACAGAAGGCUGAGAAAUAAACACUAGGCUGUGGCCUCCCCUGGA
Erinaceus europaeus (western European hedgehog) is the source of this 630-nucleotide messenger RNA. Its product is annotated as interferon alpha-inducible protein 27-like protein 2. Bases 182 to 457 code for a protein of 91 amino acids. Gene Ontology annotation, cellular component: membrane; mitochondrion. The record is from RefSeq and is a predicted model, not a curated record. Gene Ontology annotation, biological process: apoptotic signaling pathway. The transcript is spliced from 5 exons. Lineage: Eukaryota; Metazoa; Chordata; Mammalia; Eulipotyphla; Erinaceidae.